Scheffersomyces amazonensis is the source of this 2484-nucleotide messenger RNA. RefSeq lists its product as uncharacterized. The record is from RefSeq and is a predicted model, not a curated record. NCBI's taxonomy places the organism in Eukaryota, Fungi, Ascomycota, Pichiomycetes, Serinales, Debaryomycetaceae. Gene Ontology annotation, biological process: vesicle-mediated transport; intracellular protein transport. Gene Ontology annotation, cellular component: membrane coat. The coding region runs from base 1 to 2484 and encodes 827 amino acids. The transcript has a single exon.
AUGGCGGAUUCGUUUGCCAAGAUAUCGUCGAUGAUAGAGUCCGCACGGGACUUAACCAUAGAAGCGGCGGUAUCGGCAUCAUCUCGAUUAACCGAUACUCCGAGUGGACUGAGACCACAAGAGAUUUCAAAAUUAUUAAAUUCAAGAACUGAACGAGAAAUUUUAAAUGGUAUGAAAUGUGUUAUAUCAAUAAUUUCAAGAGGUGAAGAUGGUUUACCAUAUUUUGCUGAUGUUGUUAAAAAUAUUACUACUACAAAUACAAAAAUUAAAAAUUUAGUAUUAAUUUAUUUAACAAGAUAUGCUGAUAUUGAACCUGAUACAGCCUUAUUAUCAAUUAAUUCAAUUCAAAAAUCUUUAAAUGAUAAAAAUCCAAUUAAUAGAGCUAGAGCUAUUAGAUCAUUAGCAGGUAUAAAAAUUAUAUCGAUUGUUCCAAUACUUUUAUUAUGUAUUAAAAGAACAAUUAAUGAUCCAUCACCAUUAGUUAGAUCAGCAACAGCAGUUGCUAUUGGGAAAGUUUUUGAUAUUGAUAAUAGUUCAAAAAAGCAAUUACUUGAAUAUAUAAAUAAAUUAAUUGCUGAUUCUGAUCCUCAAGUUGUAUCAUCAACCAUUAAAACUUAUUAUAAAAUAAGAGAAGAAUAUAUAAAUUCUUCAAAGAUUUGGGAACCAAUUCAUGGAAAUUUUCGAAGAUUAUGUUCUUUAAUAACUCAAUUAGAUGAAUGGAGUCAAUGUUUUUUAAUAGAUAUUUUAACUGAAUAUUCUCGAAAAUUCUUACCUAAACCAAAAUUAUAUUUCAUUGGACAAGAAAAUAAAGUUAUUGAUAUGCCUGAUUUUAAUGAAAGGACAAUUAUUCUGAAUGAAUAUGAUAUAUCAUUUGAUGAUGAUUUACAAUUAUUUUUAAAUUCUUUACGAUUACUUGUUUAUUCUAGAAGUGAUUCAGUAAUACUAAGUGUUGUUAAGGCAAUUUUCUUUUUAACUCCUUCAAAAUUUCUUAUAGAAUUUGAUAUUCCUUAUGCAUUAGUUAAAUUAACUCAUACAUCAAGUUCAUCUCAAUCAGAAUCAUUUAUAUGGCAAAUUAUAUCUUAUAUUUCUGCCUUUGAUAAAAGUAUAUUUCAAUCAUUUUACAAAAGUUUUUAUGUUUUUCCAACUGAUACUACAAUUGUAGCUAAAAGUAAAUUAGAAAUUUUAUCAUCAUUAAUUGAUCAUUCUAAUAUUAAAUUUAUUCUUGAAGAAUUAAAAUAUUAUGCAUUAUAUUCUAAUAAUAAAAUGAUUUCUCGAGAAUCAAUUCGAACUAUAGGUCGUUGUGCUCAACUUUCAUCUGAUUGGAGUAUGAUUAUAUUAAAAUGGUGUUUAAAAGAAAUUCAAAAUACUUCCGGAGGAAUUUUAAAUGAAUUACUUACUGUUGUAAGAUAUUUCAUGCAACAAAAGAUUAAUUCUAAAGAAAAUAUUGAUAAUGAAAAGGAAAUUGUUGUUAAAACUUGUCAUCGUUUAUCUACUAUAAUUCAAGAUAAAAAUUUUAGUAUUGAAAGUGAUGCAAAAGCCAGUAUAAUUUGGAUUAUUGGAGAAUUUACUAAUGUAGCUGAGAAUUCUAUUGGACCAGAUGUUUUAAGAACUUUAAUUAAAUCAUUUGCUAAAGAAGAUGAAAAUGUAAGAUAUCAAAUAUUAGUAUUAGCAUCAAAGAUAUGUACAUAUGAACUUAAAUUAAUUAAAAAUGAAACUGGUAAUUUUGAUGAAAUUUAUACUGAAAGAGUAACAAAUAAUAUUAGUAUUAAAAUGUUUCAACAUGUUUUACAUUUAUCAAAAUAUGAUGAAUCAUAUGAUACAAGAGAUAGAGCAAGAAUGUUUAAUGUAUUAUUAAAUUCUGGUAAAGAUCAAAUUGAUUUAGCUUCAUUAUUCUUACAAGCUCCUAAACCAAUUCCUAUAGCUAAUGAUCCAUCAUUUAAAGAAAAAGAUUUAAUAAGAAUUUUAUCUAAAUUUUUUAGUGUAAGUGAUUGGUCAGAUGCUGAAACUUUACCAAAUUCAAAAAUAAGAACUCCAGUAGCUAUACAACAUAAUAAAUUAGAAGCAGGUAGUGGAAUUUCAUUUGUUUCUUCUGCAAAUUACAAUAGAACACCAUCUCCACUUCCAAUUUCCAAACAUGCAAUUUCUUCAGAACAGUUUCAGAAUUCAUCACACCCUCUUUCAAAUGUUUUAUCUAAUCCUUCUAUAGAAAGGGCCAAGCAGACUUAUCAACUUCAAAGUCUUGACGAUUUUUUUGGUGCAGAAGAUGAAGAUAGUGAAGAUGAUGAUGAAGAAGAAGAAGAAGAUGAGGAGUCGGAAGAAGAAUCCGAAGCGGAAGAAGAUUCCGAAGAAGAAGAGUCAGAUGUACACAGUCAAGCAGCACAAGAAGAAGAACAAUCUGAAGAGGAAUCGGAUGAAUCUGAUGAAUCUGAUGAUGAAGUGGGUCUACUUUCAAAUCAGAAACUGCAGUCUAAUGGUGAUCAUUGA